This is a messenger RNA of Kluyveromyces lactis, 795 nucleotides long. RefSeq names its product mitochondrial 37S ribosomal protein uS7m (gene RSM7). Gene Ontology annotation, biological process: ribosomal small subunit assembly; translation. Bases 1 to 795 code for a protein of 264 amino acids. NCBI's taxonomy places the organism in Eukaryota, Fungi, Ascomycota, Saccharomycetes, Saccharomycetales, Saccharomycetaceae. Gene Ontology annotation, cellular component: ribosome. The record is from RefSeq and is a predicted model, not a curated record. The transcript has a single exon. Gene Ontology annotation, molecular function: mRNA binding; rRNA binding; structural constituent of ribosome.
AUGUUGAGAGCAGGAAGGUUUAGUCUGAGUCACGUCCAUGCUAACGUUUUGGCAAGAAGUCCACUUGUACAUGCUGCCAGUAUACCGACCAUGCAAACCAGAUUCCAAAGUCAAUCUGUGAAUAAUAAUGCGUCUACAGGGGAGAAAUUAGCUAGCCUUAGCGACGAACAGGUUGAUGAAUGGUUGAAAGUUAUUGGAUCGUUAGAAGAAGAGUUUUCGCAACAAGAUUAUAACCCAGCUACGUCCCUUGCACCAGGUAACCAAUCUAGAAUUAAUAUCUUGGAGAAGGCUAUGGAAUUGAACAAGCCCAGCUUUGAGCCAAGUCAAGAGCAAAUAAAUGAAUGGGAAACGUUGAAGCAAGUUCCCAUUCCAAAAAAACAGGAUCCAGUUUUACAGCAUGUAACGAAUAUGAUUAUGAGACACGGGAAAAGAGAAAGAGCUGAGAAGAUUCUUUCAAGAGCGUUAUAUAUUGUGUUCUGUCAAACAAGGAAAGACCCGGUAAAAGUUUUGAAAGAAUCCUUGGAUGUGUUGGCGCCUCUUAUGGUUAUCAAGACCUUCAAGACUGGUGUCGCAAAGGCCACUGUGGUUCCAGUUCCAUUGAAUCAAAGACAAAGGUUUAGAUUAGCUUGGAAAUGGAUUGUGGAAAGUUCUGUGAAGAGAUCAUCGAGCGAUUUCUCAGUAAGACUUGGUGAAGAAUUGGUAUCUGUCUUCAACGGUAAUAGUUCAGGUUUCGAAAAGAGAGACUCUAUUCAUAAGACUGCUAUUGCACACAGAGCUUACAUUAACCUAAAAUGA